Glycine soja is the source of this 1740-nucleotide messenger RNA. Its product is annotated as transcription factor MYB1R1-like. The record is from RefSeq and is a predicted model, not a curated record. The coding region runs from base 195 to 1097 and encodes 300 amino acids. Lineage: Eukaryota; Viridiplantae; Streptophyta; Magnoliopsida; Fabales; Fabaceae. Gene Ontology annotation, biological process: response to auxin; response to gibberellin; response to ethylene. Gene Ontology annotation, molecular function: zinc ion binding; DNA binding. The transcript has 3 exons.
CCCAAACCAACCCAAGUCUCAUUCUCUUUCUCUCCAUCAGAAAGAAAAACUCAACCCAACACCCCCUCUCCACCCUCUUUUUCUUUUAAUUUCUCAUCUUAUCUAUUAAUCUUAUAUACAUAUAUAUAAAGACAUAGAUAAUAGUCAUAUAGAUAUAAUUAUUUCGUUAUAUUUUCCUUGCAUGGGCUGUUAAGAUGUCUCGCACGUGCUCACAGUGCGGCAACAACGGCCACAACUCACGGACAUGCACCGACGGUGGCGCCGCCGGGUCUCCGAGGGAGAACGGCAUCAUGCUGUUCGGCGUAAGAGUCAUGACGGAAGCUAACUCCUCCUUCAGGAAGAGCGCCAGCAUGAACAACCUCUCACAGUACGACGCGGAGUUCAACGCCGCCGACGCCGGCUACGCCUCCGACGACGUCGUUCACGCCUCCGGCCGCACGCGCGAGCGCAAGCGAGGUGUUCCUUGGACGGAGGAAGAGCAUAGAUUGUUCCUGUUAGGGUUACACAAAGUCGGAAAAGGAGAUUGGAGAGGGAUUUCUAGAAACUUCGUGAAAACUCGCACGCCUACUCAGGUCGCUAGUCACGCUCAGAAGUACUUUCUCCGCCGCCACAACCAGAAUCGCCGCCGCCGGAGAUCUAGCCUCUUCGACAUCACCACCGAUACGGUGAUGGAAUCUUCUACUAUAAUGGAAGAAGAACAAGUUCCGCCAGAGACGGUGGCGGCGCCUCUCCCCGCCGCAUAUCCGCCGUCGCAUUACGGGGCUUUUGCCGGCGCGGGUUUUCCGAUAGCUCCGGUGGUGUUGCCGGUGAGUGGCGAGAGACUAACCAAGCCGAUCAGGCCGACGCCGAUUUUGCCAGUGCCUCCGUCUUCGAAGAUGGCUAAUUUGAACUUGAAAGAGAAAGCUUCUCCGACAAAUCUCAUUGAGCCUUUGCCGUUGUCGUUGAAUCUGCCAUCGCCGACGCCGCGGUCUCAGGAUCAGUCGUCGGCGAGUAGUGGGCACUCGUCACCGUCGUCGUCGUCAUCGGCGGCAGCUUUUCAGGCUAUGUCUGCAGCGAAGUUCGGCAGCGGCGGGGAUAGUAUCAUCAGCGUUGCUUGAAAAGAAGGAAACAAGAAAAAAAAUUAGUGUCAUUAAGUUAUUAAUUAAGUAUGGUCUUAGUAGUUAAUUUGCGUGUGUAAAUUAAUGUUACUUAAUCGGGCAUGUAUCCAAGAGGGGGAAAAAUUGAAGAUAUGUGUUGGGGAUUUAUUGAUUAUUACGAAAGAUAAUCAUAAUAUAGGUAGGAGGGAGGGGAUAUUUGAAUUAAUGAGUAUAAUGGUAAUUAAUUAUGAUUUGGAAAAAUAAAUAUAUACUAUGGGUUUAGGUUAUGUAGGUAAUUAGGCAAUUUAAUUGCUGGUUUCAGUGUACAGGUUUAGUGGAAUUUAGAAUUAGAAAGAUGGGUUGUCAUAUUCUGUAGCUGUUGAGGGAUUCUUGUUUCUGUAUGUAUGGGGGAGUGUGAGCGUGAAAUGAUAGGGCACCGGGUACUCUUGAGAUGCGACUGGUCUGUGUAAUGCCACUGGGGUCAUUAAAAUAUUCCUUAGAUUAGAUUAGACAAAGGAAUAUAUUAUGCUUACCAUUUUUUUUUAGAUUUAGUUUCUGUGUUCUUGGACUUGGGUUGAACCAAGAAGUAUUCGAAUGCAACACAAUCUAGGACCACUAUUACGUUGGAAUGAAAAGAAUACAACAAAAAAACUCUUGGUUGAAA